CACGCAUCAGACGAAGCCGGAUGACAGUACUAAUUUUUAGGCUCCGAUCGAAAUACUCGUUCAUAAUGAAUCGUAAAAAUUUCUAGUCGAUUUGGCUAAAAUGCCCGCCCCAUCGAAAGCAACCGUCCUCUCUUCCUCAGACGCUGUCGCCCAUCUAGCAUCUUACCAAUGCUUAGAUGGCCUCUCCGUCAAUGAUCUCAUGGACUCCCGCGUUCAUGGAGGUCUCACUUAUAACGACUUCCUCAUGCUUCCCGGAAAGAUCGAUUUCCCUGCUUCUGAUGUGAUCACCGAUAUCAGAAUCACUCGUAAUGUCGUUCUUAAAACUCCAUUUAUGAGUAGUCCUAUGGAUACCGUCACCGAGACCGAUAUGGCCAUCAGUCUUGCCCUGCUGGGUGGUAUUGGUGUCAUUCAUCAUAACCAGUCCCCCGAAUCUCAAGCGGCUAUGGUCCGAGCCGUAAAAAGGCAUGAGAAUGGUUUCAUCGCGGAUCCUGUCGUCUUCUCUCCGAAUCACACGGUUGCAGAUGUCCUUGACAUCAAGGCACGUCUUGGUUUCUGUGGUAUUCCUAUCACAGAAACCGGAUGCCUGGGAGCUAAGCUUGUCGGUGUCGUCACCUCACGCGACGUGCAAUUUGAGUCGCCCGAGACACUCCUUGGCGAGUUCAUGACUACGUCUCUUGUCACCGCUCCCCAGGGCGUCACGCUCGCAGAGGCCAACCAGAUCCUCCGAUCCUCCAAAAAGGGUAAACUUCCAAUCGUCGAUAACCAAGGUCGUCUCACCUCUCUCCUCGCUCGCUCUGACCUCCUCAAAAACCAAAACUACCCACUUGCUAGCAAGAAUCCCAACAGCAAGCAGUUAUAUGCUGCAGCUGCAGUCGGCACGCGACCCAGCGACAGAGAGCGCCUCAAGCUUCUCGUCGAGGCUGGUCUCGAUAUCGUCGUACUUGACUCGUCACAGGGCAACUCCGUCUUCCAGAUCGACAUGAUUCAGUGGAUCAAGCAGACGUUCCCCAAGCUCGAGGUCAUCGCAGGCAACGUCGUCACGCGUGAGCAAGCUGCCAACCUCAUCGCCGCUGGGGCAGAUGCUCUUCGCGUCGGCAUGGGUAGCGGCUCCAUUUGUAUCACACAGGAGGUCAUGGCUGUUGGCCGCCCACAAGCCACAGCUGUGUUUGCCGUUGCUGAGUUUGCAUCCAAGUUCGGUAUCCCAGUGAUAGCAGAUGGUGGUAUCAGCAAUGUCGGUCACAUUGUCAAGGCACUUUCUCUUGGUGCAAGUGCUGUGAUGAUGGGAGGGCUUCUUGCAGGCACUGCAGAAGCUCCGGGAGAGUACUUCUACCACGAUGGGAAGCGUGUGAAGUCCUACCGAGGCAUGGGUAGUCUUGAGGCUAUGGAGCAGGGUAGACCUGGCGCGUCUGAUCAGGCCAAUGGCAAGCCCGGCUCUACGAAGCAUGCCCCACACCUUUCGAGUAAGUCACAUGAGAACGCUGCGACGACGCGCUAUUUCUCCGAGUCCUCCGCUGUCAAAGUCGCUCAAGGCGUGUCGGGUGAUGUCCAAGACAAGGGCAGCGUCAAGGCGUUCGUUCCAUAUCUACACGUCGGUGUCCAGCACAGUCUUCAGGACAUUGGCGUGCGCAGCGUUUCGGAGCUACAGGCAGGCGUGAAGGAGGGUCGUGUGAGGUUCGAGAUAAGGACGCCGAGUGCUCAGGUGGAGGGAGGUGUUCAUGGAUUGCAUUCGUAUACGAAGAGAUUGUAUGCCUAAUACGACGGUUUACGCUAUUACCCUGUAUUAUACAUGUAGAUUCCUGCAUCGUAUGCAUAAAAACAAAGGAAAAUUGUAUGUACAUCAUUAUUGAUCAGAGGAAGUUGUGGUCAUG
This is a messenger RNA of Suillus subalutaceus, 1868 nucleotides long. RefSeq names its product IMP dehydrogenase/GMP reductase. Gene Ontology annotation, biological process: GTP biosynthetic process. The transcript has 3 exons. The record is from RefSeq and is a predicted model, not a curated record. Gene Ontology annotation, molecular function: IMP dehydrogenase activity. Lineage: Eukaryota; Fungi; Basidiomycota; Agaricomycetes; Boletales; Suillaceae. Gene Ontology annotation, cellular component: cytoplasm. Bases 101 to 1753 code for a protein of 550 amino acids.